AUGAGCUGCGACUUCGAACCCGCUGACUUGAGCAAACGAGAAGAAGACGAAGAGGAGGACGAGGAGCUCAUGUUUGCUUUCGAGCAACAGAGCGAGGAGGCACUUUCAACGCGAUCAGGGCGCGAUAAUACCGAGAUCUUCUACUCCAUCGACGGCGUGGGUAUCGAGCGUCCGGCCAAUCCAGUCGCGGCUAUUCUAGAGCGUCGAGAGUCUGUUGAAAGCACGAAGGUGGCCGGUCAAGAAGAUGAGAUACUGAAGCUAGAAGACAAUGUCGACGUCCUGUCAGUUCUUCAUAGUCGCAAGCGCAAGACGCUUGAAGUGCCAUGUACACAGGUGUUCCAUCCCAUAGCCAAGCGACUUAAGUCGAAUGCUCAGGAGCGCUCUGUGACCGCAACUGCGUGUCUGAUGGACAACUUGUCAUUGCAUCGGACAUCAGGAAGACAAUGCCAUCGGCAGCAACAAGAAGAGGUCACCCUUUAUUCCAACGAAAACAAGACGGACACUGCCAGUGAGCCACCGGUCCGCUCAGCGACCAUCACCAUUCCAGAAAGGUUCCAGCCAAUUCACUGGCCUGGAGACGCCACCGGGACUUGCAGCUCCGAGAAGAGCUGCAACCACUCGAACUUGUCAUCGUCGUCGUCAUCGUCGUGCUCGUCAUCGAAAUCCAGGAACAGUGGCUUGAGUCACUUCUGUCGACUCGGUCUUGACGUGCCGUCCCACAUGCGCGCCCAUCUCAAUGAUCUAGUGCUUCACUCGUCAGCUGGAAGCUAUACGGGCUCGUGA
Molecule: messenger RNA, 783 nt
Organism: Hyaloperonospora brassicae
Lineage: Eukaryota; Oomycota; Peronosporomycetes; Peronosporales; Peronosporaceae
Source: the annotation of a GenBank genome assembly